Molecule: messenger RNA, 435 nt
Organism: Microthlaspi erraticum
Lineage: Eukaryota; Viridiplantae; Streptophyta; Magnoliopsida; Brassicales; Brassicaceae
Source: the annotation of a GenBank genome assembly
AUGCCGUCAGAUCUCUUGUGUUGUGAGGUUGUGUCAGGUAACCUUCGGGGAAGGUUAUGCUGGCAGAUCUCUUUUGUGUGUAAGAUUGUGAUGGGUAACCUUCGGAGAAGGUUAUGCCGUCAGAUCCUGUUUGUGCAGCAUGGCUAUGCCGCUAAACCUCGAGUGCAUGCUAACAUGGUGGUGCGUAAGGCCCAUAUGUUGAGUAUGACUCCGAUGUGGAAAGAUCACAGAUGGCUGAGUCGCCAAAUCUUUCGAGGUUCGUGUGGGUACUCUUCCGAGGCAAGGGAAGCUCUGCCGCAGAACCGAGGGUGUAGUCAAGCGCAUUCUCGCACGUCAGAGCCCAACCGGAUUGGCAGCGUGGAGGCUGUGCAUGAAGGGAGGAAGACUCGGAGGAUAACCUGGUCAGCUGCCUUGGCCGAGUAUGGUACCAUAUGA